AUGGAGAAAGCGUGGAUCCCAAAAUAUGACCCGGUACCAAGAGGUACUACAUGGCCAAUUCCAUUAUGGGACCAAGACGAAAGCAUUAUUGCGGAGUAUAUGAGAACUUUGGGAGUGCGAGACCCGGAUAGGGCAUUACGCUUUUCGAAUAUUGCAGGGGCCCCUGGGAAGAAGCAAGUGCUUAUUCCAAGCGAAGUGGUAAACGACGAUGAGUUAAAUAUCUAUGGUGCAUGUUCGGACAAUGAAAUGUACACGAGAGCUCUUCCUGGACCUCGUUGGCAGUAUUAUGGCAUUGCUGGAGACCCUGGACCGGAAGACGGAAAUCCUCCAAGCCUUACAUUAGAGCAGCUAAUGAGUGGGGCUGAUGCAUUUUUUGACCAAUUCCCGACCCACUGGAGCCAGCAGAGACCGUGGAUCGGGUGGAGCAGCCUGUGGGGUCAGCGGAUUCAGCGGGUUGGGCGGGGUCGGUAUCAGGUGGGCCAAGACCAGCAGGGCCAGCAGGGCCAGUCGGACCAGCAGGGCCAGUCGAACCACCAGGAGCUUUCUGUUUCAGAUUAUACGGUCUAG
Messenger RNA from Drepanopeziza brunnea f. sp. 'multigermtubi' MB_m1, 567 nucleotides. RefSeq lists its product as uncharacterized. The record is from RefSeq and is a predicted model, not a curated record. NCBI's taxonomy places the organism in Eukaryota, Fungi, Ascomycota, Leotiomycetes, Helotiales, Drepanopezizaceae.